This is a messenger RNA of Aspergillus ochraceoroseus IBT 24754, 741 nucleotides long. RefSeq names its product peroxiredoxin-like family protein. The record is from RefSeq and is a predicted model, not a curated record. The transcript is spliced from 2 exons. NCBI's taxonomy places the organism in Eukaryota, Fungi, Ascomycota, Eurotiomycetes, Eurotiales, Aspergillaceae. Bases 1 to 741 code for a protein of 246 amino acids.
AUGGCGAUCAGUACACAUGACACAGCUACCCAAACAGAACCGGCGCUUUUCUACGAGGUCUCUACCAGUUGUGGUGAAGCCAAAUCAAAGGAUCCCAGCGGCGAAGCCAAUUUCCAGAACCAACCGCCGUCCGCAGAGACGCUACAACAAGUGGCAAGACACAGGGUCCUCGAUCGGCUUGGUAAGGCACAUCGUUUCAAGGAUCUUUACGAUGGGCCGGAUACCGCUGACCGGGUGCUUGUGAUUUUCGUGCGACAUUUCUUCUGUGGGAGCUGCCAAGAAUAUCUCCGGUCUCUUUUGCAGGUCAUCAACCCUGACUUCCUCUCCCGCCUGCCGGUUAGUACAUCCAUUGCCGUCAUCGGCUGCGGGGAUCCUGGCUUAAUCGAUAUAUACGCCUCCAAAUCGGGGUGUGACUUCCCUAUUUACGCGGAUCCGACGCGAAAGCUCUACACUGAUCUCGGAAUGACCACUUCGCUGGCCCUCGGCCCGCGCCCAGAGUACAUGCGCAAGGGUAUGGUUCGUAUUGUCAUGGAGUCAAUCUGGCAAUGCCUGAAGCAGAUUCCCAGUGGACUAGCCGGCAAGGGAGGUGACUCGAGGCAAAUUGGCGGGGAAUUCCUCUUCGAGGCCAGUCAUGACACCGAGGGAAAGACUGUUACGUGGUGCCACAGAAUGAAAACCACGCGAGACCACACGGAAAUACCAGCGCUAGCCCAGGUCCUCAAUCCCCAGUCCAAGCAUUGA